Capronia coronata CBS 617.96 is the source of this 381-nucleotide messenger RNA. RefSeq lists its product as uncharacterized. The coding region runs from base 1 to 381 and encodes 126 amino acids. The record is from RefSeq and is a predicted model, not a curated record. The transcript has a single exon. NCBI's taxonomy places the organism in Eukaryota, Fungi, Ascomycota, Eurotiomycetes, Chaetothyriales, Herpotrichiellaceae.
AUGGUUGACGCCCAAGCUCUGGCCGAUGGAGUCAUUGGCGCCUUCAACGAGCCCGACGCACAGAUCCGAGCAAGACAAAUCAGAUGUCUUUGGACGCCGACUGGUCAACACUUCGGCGGGUUUGUGGCCAAAGGAUACCCAGAUCUUGAGGUCGGUAUCCAGGGUUCGCACGAUAACAUCGUGAUCAAGAACGGAUGGAAAUGGCGGGCGUACAAUGCCCAGGUCAAAGAAAACAUUGUGUUUUUCAUGUUCGACGGAGUCUCCCAGGAGGGAAAGGUUGAGGCUUUUGGAUCGUACGUGCUUGAGCUGGCGGACGACGGCAGUAUUGAAAAGGACUAUACGUUUGUGUUGCAGAGUCGGUAUGCACCAGACGAUAUCUAG